GGUCUAUCUCCAUCUCUCCCCCACUGCCUCCACCGAGAAGCACAGGGUGAACCCACAAACGCAGCUCACACAGCCACGUCAGGACUCGGGAUGGACCAGGAGGCAGCAAGAUGAAGACCGUGGCAGAGAGUGAAGGCAUCAGACAGGUUUGCUGGGGAGCGAGGGGUGGAGGAGAAACACAGAGGCACGCACAGGUGAUGAAGAUGAGUGACUGAGCGGCCACUUCCCAUCUGUCAGAGAAGUUUGAAGGAGUGCUGCUCUCAUGGCGGGACCGACUGCACCGCAGGAGCCUGUGAAGACCCAGCAGAAGUGCAUUGCCAUCUUUGCCCUUUUCUCCUGCUUUGCUGUACUGGUGGCAUUGAUCUGCUCCUCCGUGGACUUCUGGUGGGACGAUGAGGACGGUAUCACAGAGGAAAACUGCAGCAGGAACUGUCGCAUCGCGCUCGUGGAGAACAUUCCAGACGACCUCUCUCUCCCUGGGCAUGAGCGACCUCGCCUCGCUCUCUCUGUUGGCUUUCACACACUGUUGGAGCAGGCAAAGCACUCAGUCGAGGUGGUGUCACCUGUCUGGGACUUGGAAACAACGUCAAGCGCCGCCAAACAGGGUCAGCUUUUGUUCCAGCAACUGCUCAGCCUGAAAUCUCGUGGGGUUAAACUAAAGAUUGCCAGCAGCCUGACUAACUCUGCUGAACUGAAGACCUUGACAGCACAUGGUGCAGAGGUUCACUUCGUUAAUAUGACAGCUAUUGCCCGAGGAGGACUCCGCUCGUCAUUCAUGAUUGUGGAUCGGAAGCACAUUUACAUGGGGAGCGCUCAUAUGGACUGGAGGUCGCUCUCCAAGAGGAAGGAACUGGGGUUGGUGGUGUAUAACUGCAGCUGUCUGGCUUUGGACCUCCACCGAGUCUUUUCAUUUUACUGGCAGCUCCAUGACAGAGACUACAUCCCCUCCAUCUGGUCAAAGAGAGUUACCGCCCUCUAUGGGAGACACGACCCCCUGGAGCUGCAGUUCAAUGCAACCCACGCCACGGCCUACGUGUCUACCUCGCCUGAACUCUUCUGCCCGAAAGAUCGCACUAGAGAUAUUGAUGCAAUUUAUCAAGUCGUCCAGAGUGCAAAGGCAUUCAUCUUCAUAUCUGUGACAGACUAUCUUCCCCUGGUGAACAGGAGUUUCCGAGGAACAUCAGUCACAAGGUACUGGUCACCUCUCGAUGAGGUCAUCAGAGAGGCCGUGGUGCUGAGGCGAGUCAGAGUCCGUCUGCUGAUCAGCUUCUGGAAGAAGACUCACCCCCUCACCUUUAACUUUGUCACCUCCCUCAAGUCCCUCUGCAUGCACCUGCACAACUGUUCCCUGGAGGUGAAGUUCUUUACUCACAGAGAGCAAAAGGAUGAUCUUCAACUUGGACUCAACCACAACAAGUACAUGGUGACCGACAAUGCUGUCUACAUAGGGAACCAUGACUGGGUCGGUACUGACUUUGCCUUUAAUGCCGGGGUUGGACUGGUGGUCCAGGUGAAAAACACUCCCGUGAACAGGGAAGUGACAAUCCUGGAUCACGUCAGAGCUGCUUUUGAAAGAGACUGGACGUCGCGUCACGCCAACAGCCUACAGGGAGGCAAAGAUCAGCAGGGCAAAUACAGAGGCUGGCAACAAGAGGAAUCACAUAAGGACGAGAAUGAGUGGAAGAGCCCUUUAUCUUUAUAAGCACAAACUGUCCUUAAAAGUUUUAAAGCCUUAUAAGCCUGAAUAACUUAAACAAGAUCGUAUAAACAUGUACGUUAUAAGAAUGUAUCCUCAGACUAGAUUAGAUUUGACUUUGAUUUAAUAGAUUUAGUUUUACAUCAUCAACGUUGAACUGAUACUUUGACUCAGUUGCAAUUAAGACAAAACCAGACCAGAAAUCAGAAACACUGGAUGAAGUCAGCUUCAAAGUACAAUGUCGCUUUUCCACUACACGGUCCCGGCGCAACUCGCCCCGGCACAGCACAACACGGCAUGGUUAUUUUGCUUUUUCAUUAGUGAUAGUACCUGGUACCUCUGCUCUGGCGAGGUUCCAAGUGAGUUGAGCCGAUGUCAACAGACUGCCAGCCACUGAUUGGUCAGAGUGUCUUCACUGGAAGAGUCAUGCGCAAGAUGUCCAACACAAGAAUCAAAGCGAACAAUGACAAACUGUAGAUCAGUUAAAAAGACUUUAAAAAAUCCUCAAAAUGUGCGUUAAUCUCCAACAUUUAGAAACGUAAAUGUCUAAAAUAUCAUCAUUUAACAGAGGAGUCUGGUGUAUUUAGUGAGUCUGUGCUCCGGUCAAGCAGGAAGUACUGAACAAAUCUUUUAAUUAACUGAUUCUAAUGAUUCAAUACAUUGAAAACAACUUUAAGUUUUACAAGACACUAGUUUGUUUUUGUGUUGUGUAUAAAACGAAGUCACGGCAGUUUCAUGCAGCCGUGCUGUGAUGACUCCGCCCACGCUGAGGAGGCACUAUAUUGUAAUGGAAAACCAACCAAACGGUGUAGAGUCGAGCCGAGGCGGUACUAUGUAGUGGAAAAGCCCCACAAGUCUCAUUUUGUUGACAUUAAAAGUCAACUGUUUUACUGGAGGGUUAAAGAUAUCUGCUUUACUGCUCUAUAAGUCAAAGAAAUCACUGUCAGUAGGCACUAAAAACAUGAAAUAUUAUAUAACUCAGGUGAUGUAAAAACAAACCUUUCCAUAAAAAAACCCUCCAGAAUGAAGACUGAAAACUCAAGUUAUUUUAGUUGAAUGUAAGAGCUGAUCAAGUGGAUUGUUCAAGCUCAUUUUUAGGAAACUGCACCAAAUACAAAUAAUGAAUCAACAAUUAUAAAUGACAUAUUUUAAGAAAUAUAAAUUCUAUAUGCUUUUAUUGUUAACCAUUCUUUAUCAUAGUGUCGAAGAUCAAAAAGGGAAUGACCAUGUUUGGAGCUAGGAAGCCUGACAGUGUUACCUGUGAUGACAGUGACAUGGUGCUGCUUGUUCCUCAGAAUGCUGAACUUUUGACAAGUUAAUUAAUGAAUCAAUUUAUUUUAUUUACCUGUAGUGUCUUGCCCAAAUUACCUGUUGACUGUUACGAGAGCAUGUACUGUUGCAUGAAUAUUGAAAGCAAUAUUCAAAUACAAAACUAUAUUCUAAGACAAAACCGUAUAAUAAUUAGAUCUAUGUUUAAAAAAAUUAUAGGAACAUCACCAAAAAAAAGCAAUCACAUUCAGCAUUUAAUGAUGAUGCACUGUUUUCAUUUACACUUUCAAUUUGUAUUUCAUAAACUUUUUAACGCACAUGCCGCAUGGGGGCUUGAUGUGAGAGUAAACUGCCUACCAAUCAUUGAACGUUCUUGAAUGACAAGCACACACACACGAGUGUGCAGUACUGUAGCUUUACAGUUA
Messenger RNA from Solea solea (common sole), 3390 nucleotides. It is a transcript of the gene pld5, whose product is annotated as phospholipase D family, member 5. The record is from RefSeq and is a predicted model, not a curated record. The coding region runs from base 263 to 1702 and encodes 479 amino acids. Gene Ontology annotation, molecular function: catalytic activity. The transcript is spliced from 10 exons. NCBI's taxonomy places the organism in Eukaryota, Metazoa, Chordata, Actinopteri, Pleuronectiformes, Soleidae.